Chrysoperla carnea is the source of this 1395-nucleotide messenger RNA. Its product is annotated as chondroadherin. NCBI's taxonomy places the organism in Eukaryota, Metazoa, Arthropoda, Insecta, Neuroptera, Chrysopidae. Gene Ontology annotation, molecular function: protein binding. The record is from RefSeq and is a predicted model, not a curated record. The coding region runs from base 1 to 1395 and encodes 464 amino acids. The transcript is spliced from 2 exons.
AUGGCUACAACACCAUGGUUGUAUAAAACAACAAAAUAUCCAUAUAAACGACCGUUACACAUAUGGUGGCAUUCAAAUUCAAAUCGGAUACGAAGAAGAUACAAUUAUCGACCUUCAUCAUUAUUAAGUAAUGGUUCUACAUCGAUUUUAUGUGAAUUAUUGUUAUUUUUCUUUGGUAUAUCACAUGUUACUGCAUUGUCAAUUUUAACACCAAUUUGUCCACCAGAAUGUAUUUGUCUAUCACAAACACAGGUUCUAUGUAACUCGGGAGGACUCACAGAAAUACCAGCAAAGUUAUUACCCGACACCGUUGAACAUUUAUCAUUAACCAAAAAUAAUUUUCCAAUAAUAAAAACUGAUGCUUUUGCUGGAUUAAGAGCACUCAAAAAAUUAUCAUUAGAUGGUAAUAACAUUUCCGUAAUAAAACCAUUUGCAUUUCGUGGUUUACCACGACUUCGUGAGCUUUCAAUUCAACAUACACCACUUCAAGCGGUUGGAUCUUUUGCAUUUGCUGGUCUACAGAAUAUCACAUCAAUAUUAUUAAGUUAUAAUCAAAUUAAAAUGGUAGAACAAUAUGCAUUUGCGGGUACAUCAAAUGUUCGUUGGAUUAAAUUAAAUAAUAAUCCAAUGCAAAAAGUCAAUACAUCUGCGUUCACUGGUUUAACAAAUGUUGAACAUAUUAUAUUCCCGUCAGGUAUACGAACAAUUGAACCAGAUGCAUUUACUGGUAUGGAUACAAUUGGUUUAAUUAAGUUAGCAUUUAUGGAUUUAAAAGCAUUAAAACCAUACACAUUUCGCGGAUUAAGUAAAGUGCAUAUAUUGUCCAUACAAGAAUCUGAUUUAGGUGUAAUCCAAACGGAUGCUUUUGAUGGAUUAUCAUAUGUAACAAAUUUAAAUUUUUUAAAUAAUAAAAUCGACGCAAUACAAGAUUUAACAAUCACAUUUGAACAUCAUAUACGUGCUAUUAAAAUGCAAGGCAAUCAUUUAUUAGAAACACCGGCUGUCGGUGCGAUCACAUUUCAUGGUGUAGAAGUUUUAACUAUAUAUAAUAAUCAUUUUCCAUGUGAUUGUCAUAUACAUAAUUUAAUUUCUGGACCAUUAGCCAAUGGGAGUGCUGAUGAAUUUAUGUCACGGAAUUAUUGUAUAUCACCGUUAGAAGUAAAUGGUAAAGCAAUGAAAGAAUUGGAUUUAGAAUCAAUUGGACGGUGUCAAGAACAAGUAACACGUGAAAAUUUAGAAGCAUCAAAGACAUCAAAUAGUGCAUCAAUGUGUGUACAAACUAAUCAAAUUGUUAACAAUAUGUUUUGUGUAUUAGUUUCAGUGACAUUUAAACUGUUUUAUAAUAUUUAUUUUAAUUGUGAUACGUCAACGUGUGGUGGUAAUGUUGUUAGGUGA